This is a messenger RNA of Necator americanus (New World hookworm), 273 nucleotides long. RefSeq lists its product as uncharacterized. Bases 1 to 273 code for a protein of 90 amino acids. The transcript is spliced from 2 exons. The record is from RefSeq and is a predicted model, not a curated record. NCBI's taxonomy places the organism in Eukaryota, Metazoa, Nematoda, Chromadorea, Rhabditida, Ancylostomatidae.
AUGCUUGGACGACGUCCCUUCGUCGGCUUCAAGUAUCCUGGCGAUGUAGUUAUAUUCGCUUCAAGCAGCGCGAAGUUGCAAGGUAUCGUCGACAUUGUAUCGAAAUUAGCUGCAGCCUACGGUUUACGACUUCGCCUUGAUAAGUCUAAGCAGAUGUCGGAAACGUGGUUAGCGCCGUCGAUGAAGAAGUUCGACUGCAUUGAGAGGAAGCAGUUUAGACUGAGGCUACUUUCGGCCAGAUUCACACUGGAAAAGGACGAAAAGUGGACGUAA